AUGGACUUUUACUGUACUCAUAUUGCACCAUGUAGCCCAGCGCUUGGAUAUGGAUCAGAUGGACACUGUCCUCGGCUAGACUGCUGCAGCUCCACUUGGUCGGGGUCGGGACUCGGAGAGAUGAAGGGAUUUAGCUCCGUUCUGUGGGGAACCCCUUCAUGA
This is a messenger RNA of Heterobasidion irregulare TC 32-1, 162 nucleotides long. RefSeq lists its product as uncharacterized. Lineage: Eukaryota; Fungi; Basidiomycota; Agaricomycetes; Russulales; Bondarzewiaceae. The record is from RefSeq and is a predicted model, not a curated record. The transcript is spliced from 2 exons. The coding region runs from base 1 to 162 and encodes 53 amino acids.